AGGAUCUCAGAGUAUUUCCGCUGGGCCUCCGCGCGGUGCCACGGUAGAACCGUGAUUACGGUCUUCGGUUCUCGGAGCCCAGCCACCGCUCGGGGCGGGGUGGGUCCCAGCCGCCGCUGAAGUCUGCGAGGGGCCCCACCCAACCGGCGUCUUACUUUAGGAGCCCUCCCAUGGCUUCCCAGGAUAGGGUAAAGGCAGUGACCAAAGGAACGGGCUUCUGUCGCUGCCCCAAGCAGACCACUUACACCCUUGGAACAUGCGAGCUCCUCAGAGUGAUGAUGAAGGAAUCCAAACUGACUAAGUUCCAACAGCGACACAUCAUGGACACCAUGAAAAGUAAGGAAGGAGAAGCUCUGCCCCUGUACUGCAGCCCGACAUCCAGCCAGAGGGUCUUGCCUGCCAAGCAGCCGGCCUCAGCCGUCUGCCUGCCUCCCAUCCUGGCGGCCCGGUCCCAGCUCCGGCCUGCCAGCAUGUGCCAGGCCAAUGGGGCCUACAGCCGGGAGCAGUUCAAGCCUCGAGCCACCCGAGAUCUGGAGAAGGAGAAGCGAAGACUCCAAGACAUCUUUGCCACGGGGAAGGAUAAGGAGGAGCGGAAAAGGAAGCCCCGUGUUGUGCAGCGGAAGGACCCACCCCCCGAGCCGGACCGGUUUGAAGAACUGGUCAAGGAGAUCCAGGAGAGGAAAGACUUCCUGGCUGAGAUGGAGGCCCUGGGCCGGGCCAGACAGUACCGAGGGCUCAUCCUCACGGAGAUCUCCCAGAAACUACGGGAAAUGGAGGACAUCGACCACCAGAGGAGCAAGGAACUCAGGAAGGCUCUGGCCACCGCCUAAUCCGUCUCCAGAGGCGGAGCAGCCCAGCCUUGACCACUGGAGCCCACCCCGUUGCCAAGCAGGGUCAUGCCCAGGUCAGCCCACCCACUCAGGCCUCCAGCCAUGUCAGAUGGUCACACAGCACUGCCCUGGCCUAGGGUGCAGGCUACCCGGGCAUACACAGCACCCUAUAAAAUGGACGUCAGAGAAUGAGUCGAUUCUUCCCGAGACUGCACCCAGGGGCGCGCACACCACACACACACACACACACACACACACACACACACGGCUUUGACUCUUUCCUUGGGGAAAGAGCCCCAUUCAGAGUGAAGGCAAGGCCUGGCUCCCCAUCGUGGACAGACGUCUAAGGGCAGCCACAGGCCCGCGUCCCACCACCUGCCGCGCUGUGUCCCCAUGGCUAGUCUUCUGAACUC
Messenger RNA from Myotis brandtii (Brandt's bat), 1243 nucleotides. It is a transcript of the gene CUNH22orf23, whose product is annotated as chromosome unknown open reading frame, human C22orf23. Bases 171 to 830 code for a protein of 219 amino acids. The transcript is spliced from 7 exons. The record is from RefSeq and is a predicted model, not a curated record. NCBI's taxonomy places the organism in Eukaryota, Metazoa, Chordata, Mammalia, Chiroptera, Vespertilionidae.